CCCUGGGUGAGCCCCUGGGCCAGACAUCCAGUCCAGGGCAGCCUCCCACCGCCCACCCCCCUUGCCCCCGCCUUCCGCCCCCGCCCCCGCCCCUAUCUCCUCCUCCUAGGACUGGACCAGAGAGGCCGCUGUGGCCACUCGGGGGGAGCCUGCCCUCCCAGCUCUCACCUGUCGCCCCCAGGAGUCCACGGGGCAGCAGGGGUCCCCACCAGGCCUGGCGGGACCAGGAUGCAGCCCCCUCUCCACCCCCCCGACCCCACCCCACACCCCCACCCAUCCAAUCGCACAGUCUGACUGGAGACAGCCGGAUGCCGGCUGACCCUGGGCCCGAGGUGGGCAGUGGCUGGCCGGGCCUCCUCAUGUCCUGCCUGAAGGGCCCUCAUGUCAUCCUCAAGAUGGAGGCCGUGAAGAUCGUUCACUCCGAGAAGUUUCCUGAGUUGCAGGCAGCCGCCCCCUGUUUUCCACCUGCACCCCGGCCAGCUUCUGCUCUGGCCCCCAAGCGGGCCUGGCCCUCAGACACAGAGAUCAUCGUCAACCAGGCAUGUGGGGGGGACAUGCCUGUCUUGGAAGGGGCACCCCGUACUCCACCCCUGCCUCGGCGUCCCCGCAAGGGCAGCGCAGAGCUGGGCUUCCCCAGAGUGGCACCUUCCGACGAGGUCAUCGUGAACCAGUAUGUGAUUCGGCCUGGCUCAGCGACAUCGGCUGGCCCCUCAGUGGCAGCCCCCGCUGCAGGCGAGCCCCUGGAGUGCCCCACAUGUGGGCACACGUACAAUGUCACCCAGCGGCGGCCUCGCGUGUUGUCCUGCCUGCACUCAGUGUGUGAGCAGUGCCUGCAGAUUCUCUAUGAGUCCUGCCCUAAGUACAAGUUCAUCUCUUGUCCCACCUGCCGACGCGAGACUGUGCUCUUCACUGACUACGGCCUGGCUGCGCUGGCUGUCAACACAUCUAUCUUGAGCCGCCUGCCCCCUGAGGCACUCACUGCCCCAUCCGGGGGUCAGUGGGGGGGUGAGCCUGAGGGCAGCUGCUACCAGACCUUCCGGCAGUACUGCGGGGCCGCGUGCACCUGCCAUGUGCGGAAUCCACUGUCAGCCUGCUCCAUCAUGUAGCACCCACUGCCUGCCCAACACCGCCCUCCAGUUUUCACUCUCACUGCUUCAGGGACCUACCCUGCCCUGUUGCCUGCUGACCCCUUACUCACCACAGCUUCUGGCCCUCACCCAUGUGGCAUUGUCGCUGCAGCCAGCUCUGCCAUUAAAACUCUUUGCCAAAGUU
Messenger RNA from Erinaceus europaeus (western European hedgehog), 1272 nucleotides. RefSeq names its product ring finger protein 208 (gene RNF208). Gene Ontology annotation, biological process: protein ubiquitination. The record is from RefSeq and is a predicted model, not a curated record. The transcript has a single exon. The coding region runs from base 309 to 1106 and encodes 265 amino acids. NCBI's taxonomy places the organism in Eukaryota, Metazoa, Chordata, Mammalia, Eulipotyphla, Erinaceidae. Gene Ontology annotation, molecular function: ubiquitin protein ligase activity.